GCAGGAGUUCGAGGCCGAGCGCUGCCCGGCGCUGCAGAGGGACAUCUACCUGCAGGACAUCCACUGCGUCAGCUCCCUCUGCAAAGCCUACUGCCGGGAGCUGCCCAACCCCCUCCUCACCUAUCAGCUCUACCACAAGUUCGCCGAUGCUGUGGCCACGCAGAUGGAAGAGGUCAGGCUGGGCAAGAUCAAGGAGGUGCUGAAGGAGCUGCCCCUGCCCCACUACAGGACUCUGGAGUUCCUGAUGCGGCAUCUGCUGCGCAUGGCAGCGCACAGCAGCCAGACCAACAUGCAUGCCAGGAACCUUGCCAUCGUCUGGGCACCCAACCUGCUGCGGUCGAAGGAGAUCGAGGCCUCGGGGUUCAACGGCACCGCAGCCUUCAUGGAGGUCCGGGUGCAGUCCAUCGUGGUGGAGUUCAUCCUCACCCACGUGGAGCAGCUCUUCGGGGAUGCUCCUCUGCACGGCAGCGAGUCCCCGCGGCGAUCGCUGCUGCUGGGCGCGGGGCUGGCAGGGGCUGGGCAGGCUCCACCCUACCAUGUGCCAGCCACGCUCAGCCAGGGGGAUGGACCCCCCCCAAUCCGGCCCUACCACACCAUCAUCGAGCUCAGUGAGCACAGGAGGAAAGGGUCCCUCAAGGCCAAGAAGUGGAGAUCAAUCUUCCACCUGGGCCGCUCCAGCCACGAGGCCAAGCGCAAGCUGGUGAAGGCAGAGGAGAAAGAGCCUGGGGGCAGCAAACUGAGCCUGCGGCCGGCCAAGAGCAUGGACUCGCUGAGCUCCUCCCCCAGCGGCGAGGAGCCGCGGCUGGGCCAGGGGCUGGCGGCCAAGCAGCCGCCGCAGCGCCGGGAGAGCUUCGACACCUGCCCCUCGCUGCCGCCGGCGCUGGGCAGCUGCCAGGAGCUGGACAAGAGCCUGGAGGAGCCUCCCAAGGGCGCGGAGGAGCCGGAGGGGGAGGGCAGCACCAAGUCGGAGCCGACCACCCCCAGAGCCGCCCGCGCCUCGCUGCUGGCCCCCGGGCGCUCGCCCAAGGCCGGCGGCAGCCGAGCCCAGAGGUGCGCAGGGGUCCACAUCUCGGGACCCUUCUCCGUCACCGUCCCCUUCCACAUCACCUCCAACCUCUCCCGCCUGACCCGCGGGCUGCCCUGCCCGGCGUUGGCACAGCUGGCGGCGGGCGGAGAGCCGCCGGCUGGCACCUCGACGCCCACCCGAUGCCCUGCCGGGGACCCGGAGAGCCCCGAGCCCCGCGGCGGGAACCGGCGGCUGUCGGCACCGGCAGGCAGCGGAGCGGCCCCCGGGGGCCACCAGGCGCUGCCCCCUCCGUCCCCGCCCGCAGGGGACGCGGAGGGUGCCAGGCUGUCCCUGGAGCUCCGAGACUCCUUCGCCUUCCUGGACAGCCCCGAAGAGCCCUGGCUGGAGGGGGAUGGGGAUGGGGAGACGCUGCCAUGGCUACUGCCGCUGGGCACCGGCCCCGGGCACGGCGAGGGGUGCCCGGCCGUGGAGGAGGGCAUGGAGAGCGGUUGCAUGAACCCGGCGGAGCCGCGGGCGGAGCAGCCUGGCAGCUACCUGUCCAUCGAGGAGUGCAUGGACGAGGAGAUGUUCUUCAUGGCUCCCGGGGGCUCGGACCCCGAGGACUGCCCCGGGGACACCGACUCGGACUUGUUCCUCAGCGCCCACGACGAGCUCAGCCCUCUGCUGGCAUCGCAAGAGCCCUGCGGGCAGCCCCCGGGCGAAGCGGUGCCACCGCAGAGCCUGGCACAGCCCAGGGCCGCCGGCGCCGUGCCGGGGGCCGGGGCUGCAGCGCCGGGACUGGCGGAGGGUGAGGGUGGGCACCUCGGGGACCCUUCGGAGGUGCCAGGCAAAGGAGGGGCAGGGGAGGGGACCACAGAUAGCAGCUCCGAGCCCAGCAGAACUGAGUCCAGCGCCGGGGCUGGGGGAGCUGAGGACGAUGCGGGAGCAAAGCUGGUCCUGGCCACGGCAGCAGGGGAAGAUGAAGAGGAUGGAGCCAGCCCAGGGGCUCCUGGUGAGGCUGAACCCCAGCCUGUGCUGGGGCCCCCUCCGGCCCCCUCCCCGGAGGAGCCCCCAGGCCCUGGGUGUGCCCCCGAGGUUGCCCCCGAGGUUGCCCCCGAGGCUGUCCCCGAGGCUGCCCCCGAGGCUGUCCCCGAGGCUGCCCCCGAGGCUGUCCCCGAGGCUGUCCCCGAGGCUGCCCCCGAGGUUGUCCCCGAGGCUGCCCCCGAGGUUGUCCCCGAGGCUGCCCCCGAGGUUGCCCCCGAGGCUGUCCCCGAGGUUGUCCCCGAGGCUGCCCCCGAGGCUGUCCCCGAGGUUGCCCCCGAGGCUGUCCCCGAGGUUGUCCCCGAGGCUCCCCCCGAGGCUGCUCCCGAGGCUCUCCCACCCUCUGCAGCCAGCUCGGAGGUGCCCAUUGCCAGCCCCGGGAGCACCUCCUCGUCCUGCUCCUCACCCCCGGAGCUGAGCUCUGCUCCCCCGGCGGCAGCCGCCGAGCCGGGCCGGGCCGAGGCCGUGCUGCGCGGCGAUGGCAGUGCCCCGGCGCGGCUGGCAGCCCGCACCGUCAGGGUGCAGCAGGCUCGCUCCGUGCCCGUCGUGCCCCCCAAGCCGCAGUUCGCCAAGGUGCCCCCGGCCCUGCAGCCCUGGCUGCCCGCGGAGGACGGUGCCAGUUCGCCCCCGCCGCAGCUCCGCAGCAGCCCCGCGGCGGCGGCGGCGGAGGAGCCUGCGGGCAGCGCGGGGGGCAGGAGGGCAGCCUGGCGGGAGGGCGUCAGCCUCAGCUUCGACGCGGCCGUGGCCGUGGCCGCCGAGCAGCAGCUGGCGCCGGCGCCGGUGCGGCGGAUCCAGACGUACGCAGGCGGCAGCGGGGAGCUGGCAGCGGCCGCCAGGGCCCUGCCCUUCCACACGGCCCCGCUGCGCCCGCGGCGCCUGCGGCCUCUCAGCUGCGCGGCUGCCGCCGAGGGCCAGGGGCCGCCGAGGAGCCGCCUGAGCCUGCCCCGGCCGGCGGCGCAGAGCGAGGCGGGGGCGGCCGUGCCCCCGGGGCGGCGGGCGGAGGGCAGCGAGCGCUGAGGCGCGGGCGGGGAGCGGUCAAUAAAGGCGCUGCGGCUUUGUCUGCGGCCU
Molecule: messenger RNA, 3115 nt
Organism: Pogoniulus pusillus (Red-fronted tinkerbird)
Lineage: Eukaryota; Metazoa; Chordata; Aves; Piciformes; Lybiidae
Gene: ARHGAP30
Product: Rho GTPase activating protein 30
Biological process (GO): small GTPase-mediated signal transduction
Molecular function (GO): GTPase activator activity
Source: RefSeq, a predicted model, not a curated record